GUGGGGCAGGUCUGACGCUGCUCACGGCGUGGAAAAGUUCAGUAAAUUGGCUUCCUCCAUAAAACCGUGGGGCGACCAAAGAACAUUGAACCGACUUUUACGGCCGGGAUUAUGAGUUAAUCCCCAGCGCCGGUUGUUCCCGCCGUUUGGUGGACUGCUUUAUAAAUGCUUCUGGCUGCUGUUCGCCUACUGGAUGGACGGUCGCACCCCGACCGCGCGAUGCAGCCGGUGGCCGCGCCUCCCCAACGGCAGCUGAUGCCCAUACCGGACGAGCAGACGUCGCUGGUGGAGGGGGACACCUGGAGUCUCCUCAACUCCACGCCGGGAGCUGUGGAGGCUGCCGGCGGGCGGCCCUUCCCCUGGGUGGUCACUUUAGCGAGCGUCCUCAUCUUCACCAUAGUGGUGGAUAUCAUCGGAAAUCUGCUGGUGGUCAUCUCCGUGCUCAGGAACAGGAAACUCCGAAAAGCAGGAAACGCCUUUGUGGUGAGCCUGGCGCUGGCCGACCUGCUGGUGGCCGUCUACCCCUACCCCCUGGUGCUCGCGGCCAUCUUCAACGACGGCUGGGUCGCCGGCUACCUCCAGUGCCAGAUCAGCGGCUUCCUGAUGGGCCUCAGCGUCAUCGGCUCCAUCUUCAACAUCACCGGCAUCGCCGUCAACCGCUACUGCUACAUCUGCCACAGCCUCCGGUACGACACCGUGUACUCCGGCAGCAACACCGUGUGCUACGUGCUGCUGGUGUGGGCGCUCACCGUCCUGGCCAUCGCGCCCAACUGGUUCGUGGAGUCGCUGCGGUACGACCCGCGCGUCUACUCCUGCACCUUCGCCCAGUCCGUCAGCCCCCUGUACACCGUGGCGGUGGUGCUGGUGCACUUCGUCCUGCCCAUCGCCGUCGUCUCCUACUGCUACCUGCGCAUCUGGAUCCUGGUCAUCCGGGCGAGGCGCCGGGUCAAGACCGACGCGCGGCCCAAGAUCAAGCCGCACGACGUCCGCGGCUUCCUCACCAUGUUCGUGGUGUUCGUGCUGUUUGCCGUGUGCUGGGCGCCCAUCAACCUGAUCGGGCUGGCGGUGGCGCUGGACCCCCGACUGGGGCCGGCCGUCCCCGAGUGGCUGUUUGUAGCCAGCUACUUCAUGGCGUAUUUUAACAGCUGCCUCAACGCCGUGGUGUACGGCGCGCUCAACAGCAACUUCAGGAAGGAGUACAAGCGCAUCGUUAUCAUCAUAUUCAAGUUCCACUGCUGACGGUGGGGGGAGGUUGUAGACACCUAUGAGGAACAGAUGAGAUACUUUGGUUUACAACGAAAGGAGUAUGAAAGGAAAUAGGAAAGGGGAUUUAUGGGAAUUGAGAAAGGAAAAAGAGGAAUCAAGGGGAAUGGGAGAGAAUAACGGAUAGAUUGAAUUUGAGAAGACAGCGGGAAAAAAAUGAGGAUAUGGUCGUGCUGUACCAUGCGAGAAAGAGAAGGAAGAUAAAGUAUUAUUCUUUAGCUCUUUCUUCCUCUCCCCCUUUUGCGUCUGCAUCACAGGGAGAGGGUGGUGGAGGCGGUGUGUACUACUUUACCUACAUUAUCUGCUGGUAUAUGAAUAUGUGCUCAAGCAUGGACCGCAUGCCACUCAUGAAUUUAAAAGAGAUUCCAAUAAUGGGACAUUGCUAUGGAAACUGAAUCGUCGUGAAGCCCUUGUCCCUGCAAUGGUGUGCAGUUUCACAUCAGUAUCAAGGAGAUACACCCUUGUUUCUAUACAUAUUAAACUACAAUUACGAAAGGGCAUGGAUACUAAUAAGACAUUUAGAACUUAAGUAUUCUGACCAUAUCACUGUGUGCUUUUUUUUUGGGGGGGGGGGGGGGGUAUUUAUGUUAUUCUGUGAUUCACGGUGUAACUGUCAGUUCAAAACCAGUAUGAUUCGCUUAGAGUGAAACAAAGACUUUAAGGUGGCCCUUAAAGUCUGAAUUCAGAUUCCUCAACAAUGCCGGUCAGGUAAAAGGGUAAUGCAGCUGUGUGGCAGAAGUACAGAAUAAAGGAGGAACUUUGUGGGUUGGGAUGAUAACAGGAAAUGAAGGUGAACAUUUAUAACAUUCAUUUUAUUUAAUUUUUUAAUGAACGAAAGGUGCUAUUGGGAAAGGCAAAGAGUCAAACCUGGCACUGAUGAACUCGGCAUGGUCUUGAAAAUACAGUGUGUUUCCUGAAAAUUUAACUUUGAGAGUAAAAGAAUGGAUUGAAGGCGAGACGUCGAGCUAUUGUCUUUUUUUCUCGUAUCACGACACUGAGCAAAAGACAAAGAUGUCAUUGCAACUGGUGACAGCUGGUGAUAACAGGGCGAACUAUAUCCAAGAUAAUCGGCUGGCAUUGCAGCCGCAGGUUAAGAGGGAACUUGUUCUUUUGAAUAUUUGCUAAAAGAUUAAUGCUACUUUGAAAUGAGCUUUUCAACUGUGAAACGGUGAGGAACCUUCUUACAAUGCCAACGUUUACUCGUGCUGUUUUUGCAUUGCGCCAUGGAGACCACGAAUGUGAUUUUUGAAUGUUUGUUCUUCUGAUCUGAGAACAGCCCAAUGUAAAAUGUAAAUUUUAUCAUUAUAUUUACUAUUAAAGAACGUACACUGUGAACCUU
Messenger RNA from Gadus macrocephalus (Pacific cod), 2602 nucleotides. RefSeq names its product melatonin receptor type 1A like (gene mtnr1al). Gene Ontology annotation, molecular function: melatonin receptor activity. Gene Ontology annotation, cellular component: membrane. Gene Ontology annotation, biological process: G protein-coupled receptor signaling pathway. The transcript has 2 exons. The record is from RefSeq and is a predicted model, not a curated record. Bases 166 to 1239 code for a protein of 357 amino acids. NCBI's taxonomy places the organism in Eukaryota, Metazoa, Chordata, Actinopteri, Gadiformes, Gadidae.